This is a messenger RNA of Drosophila montana, 4195 nucleotides long. It is a transcript of the gene Vrp1, whose product is annotated as Verprolin 1. NCBI's taxonomy places the organism in Eukaryota, Metazoa, Arthropoda, Insecta, Diptera, Drosophilidae. The transcript is spliced from 9 exons. The record is from RefSeq and is a predicted model, not a curated record. Bases 659 to 3070 code for a protein of 803 amino acids. Gene Ontology annotation, molecular function: actin binding.
UUACAUGGUUGUAUUUGCUAAUUAUCUAUCCUGCCUUCUAUAUUCGCCUGCAAAAACAAAUGCAAAGCAACAACACUAGCAGAAUUGCGAUAUUCAGCAACCGGCCAAACAUUAAAAAUGCAUAAAAAGCGUAAAACUAAAUCAACUUAAUGGCAUACAAUGCAAAGUGCGCUUAAUUGUUAAUGCAGCGGACAGAGAAAGCACAAAUCUCUUAGUCCCAAGUUGCUCGUGUGUGUAUGCGCUUGUGUGUGUGUAUGUGUCUAUUAAUCAAACUUAGUUUCUACGUUUUUAUUUGGCACAUUUACUAGGAAAUUUUAUUUACAUUUACAUUUUUAUAUAAAUCGGACCUAUUAAAUUUAUACAGUGGAUAUCGGACAAGCAAAACAACUUCUUAAAUUGCUGACCGCACAACCAGCCCUCGCCCACCUGCGAUAAAAACAUUCGGGCAAUGCAUGCGUCUGCUACGUUGUUGUUUCAUUGCGCCGCAAUUGUUUAAUUUUAAGCUUCUUUGUUUGCGUUAAUAGAAAUUUAAGAUCGAAAGUGACGCAAAAUCUAAACGUCAAGUGCAAGUGAAGGCUUUCGCCUCGCGCUUAUAACACCAACGACAUCGAGAAUAAUCGCUGCAACAACAACGAAUCAGCUGUCAAACAGCUUCAAGAUGGCCAUACCCCCACCACCAGGACCACCGCCACCGCCGGGUCCGCCGCCGCCACCGGCUAUGGGCGGCCUAAAGCUGGGCGGCGGCGGCGGGGCAGGCGGUGCUGAUCCGCGCUCCGCGCUACUUAGCUCCAUUCAGAAGGGCACCAAGCUACGCAAAACGGCCACCGUUGACAAGAGCGGUCCGGCGUUGUCCGGACGUGUUUGUGAUGGCGGCGACGGCGGCGCCGGCAGCUCUGGAGCGGCAGCCGCGUCGAAGCGCACGCUCAACAACAACAACAACACCAGCAGCAGCAACAACAACAACAUCAACAUCAACAGCAACAGCAACAGCAAUGGGACGCCCAAAUUGGGUGGCCUUUUCGAAGGCCUGUCGCAGAUGCCAAAGCUGAAGCCAGUGAAUGGCGUUCGCGCAGCAGCACCGUCAGCGGCACCGUCAGCGGCAGCAGCGUCAACAGCGACGCGCAGCAACAGCCCCCCCAGCGCCGCAGCGAACAAUGGACCCAUGGACUUUAACGCGGAGCUCACCAAGCAUUUAACAUUGAAGCGUCAGAAGCAACAGCAACAACAACCGCAACAGCAACAGCAACAACAACCGCUGGCAACAAGCAACAGCACACAUAUCAAUGCAACCGAAGCAAAUCUGAGAACAAAUCGCGGACCACCACCGCAGCCGCCAAAGAACUCCAGCGAUUCCAUAUUGGAGCGCAUGAACAUACCUCGUACGGCGCCGCCCACGUCCAGUGUGAAUGCCAAUGGACAUGGCCAUGGCAAUGCCAAGCCGAAAGCCUCAUCGCCCACGCUCUCGGAGAGCGGCAGCAGCGGGAGCGUGAAAAGCAAAGCGGCUAAUCUUAGUAUCUCGUUAGGCAAUAGUUUUGUAAAUAGUUCAAUUACAAAAACAACAACAACAAGCGCAACAACAGCAGCAGCGACUAACUCCAGUCGAACAGCAACAACGACAACAUCAACAUCAACGGGAACUCUGCGCAACUUGGCGCCCAAUAAAUCAACGCUGUUUGGCGGGCCUGGUGCUGGUCCUACUGCAGCAGCAUUUGGUGGUGGUAAUGUCUCACCCACGCCCGCAGCACAGCAACAGAAGCCGGCGAUUGGGUUUGGCAAGCCAAAUUUUGCGCCAAAACCGCCGGGCCUGCAGCAACUGGCGCUCGCCAACGGGCAUCAGCGGCCGGCGGUGGCGCGGCAUCACAGCAUGAAGUCACCCAGAUCUCCACCAGCUGCUGGCGGUGUCAACGGACCCGUUUUCGCCAACCAACAACAUUUUGGCACAAUGCGCGCUCCGCUCCAGCAACAGAUGCUACUGCAGUCCGGUGAGUGCAUCAGCGGCAGCACCAACAGCAUCUCGGGCAGCAUUCGAUGUGCACCCAAUCCGCCAAAGACACGCCCCUCGGUGAAGCCGCCGCCGCCGCCAACGCCAUCGCGCAGCAUCUCGAACAGCAAUUUGAGCAGCAUUGCGGCGCCCUUCAGUGCCGUUAACACGGUGCUGGUGCAGAGCGCGGCGAUCAGCACGUCAGCGCCAUCGCCGCCGCCGCCGCAGCCGCCUUCCAGCUCGAGCAGCAGCAGCAGCGUCGCCGCGCUGCGGGAUCAGUUUCGCGUCGGUGGCAGCGCGACGCCGCCGACACCGCCAAGCGGCAUUACCGCCAGCCCGAAGUCGGCGACAAUGCGCGAGAAGGUCAAUCCCAUCAUUCUGAACGGUGGGCCUAUUAAUCCGCCAGCGCUGCCGCCCCACCGCAGCUGCCCGCCGCCUCCGCCCCCGCAGCGACAGUCAAGCCACACUGGAUCCCAGCAGCAGCAACAGCAGCAGCAGGCUCCAGUGCCGCCUCAGCGACACUCCUCCAUUCGGGCUAAUGCCCCGCUGACGCCGCCCACGCACAUGGCCAAUGCGACGCACAAUUUUGGCAGCAGCGGCGGCCUGGCAACGGGAACGGGAGCUGGAGCGGGCAUGGGAACGGGCGCAUCGGUUGGUCGACUGGUCAUCGAUUUGGAGGCAAAGUUUGGCAAGAGAUUUCAUAAUGUCACCGAGUUUCCGAAGCCGCCUCCGUUUCUAAAUAUACAAAAAAUCUAUCCUAGUCGCACGCUUAAGGCAACUAAUGAAACUACUUUGAUGCCCAAUAACAACAACAACAACAACAACAGCGCAGCUGCAUGCAACAACAAUGCAAAGGCGCCAACGGUGCUGAAACCCGCCUAUGUGCCGCUUAAAAAACACCGCGCCCCCGCACCGCCCCCACAGGCAGGCGUGGCUGCCGCUACAGUGUCUGUGAUAAGGCAAUCCAGCUUUCUAUAUGGCGGCAGCAGCGCGGCAGGCGGCGGCGGCGGCGGCGCCGCAUCUGCUGCCAAUGUGCGUCCAAAAUCGCAGCCGGCGCCAAGUGUGCCACGCAAUUCGACGGUCUAUUAAUCUGGGAGCCUACUGUAACCAUAACUGUAAAUGAUAUCCAUGUUUAUGCUUUGUAUAUAUGUAUGCAUGUGUGCGUAUGGGUGUGUGUCUCAUUAUCGUUGUGUUGUGCCGAGUCCGAGCGUGCGUCUGUGUGUGUGUGUGUGUGUAUGGGUAAAUGCAAAAGUUGAAAUGUCUAUGUAAAGUGUAUGAAAUAUAAUCCGAAAAAAAAAUGACAAAACAGGUGCAGAGAAAAGAAUUGUAUUGGGUGCCAGAAGAACUGUGUAUUUAAAAUAAAUACAAGCAUAUGUACAUACACGUAGCAAAUGUGACGAAAUAAUUUGAAGGCAAAUUCUGCUGAAUUCUGAUUGUAAGGAAUUAUUUAACGGAUGCAAUAAAUUGGGUUAAAGCUGGUUGAGUUUAGGUGCAAAUUAAAUUUAGUUUAGUGUCUUCCCAGGCUAAUACAAUAAUACUUACACGUACAUAUAUGCGCAAUAUAUAUACAUACAUAUAUAAAUUCUGUACAUAAGAAUUAGUGGCAUCUGAAUCUAGACCAAAGUUAGUCAAAUUAUCCAAGAGGCAACACCAACACAGAAUACCCUUUUAUAUAUAUGUAAGUAUUCUGUCGCUGUCCUUAUUCUACUAGACUGAAACUGUUAAAUUCAAAUUCAAAUUUUAAGUACACCUACACAUAUAUAUACAUGUACAUAUAUAUUUUUAAAAGCUAUCAAACACACAAAUGUUAUUGCAAAAUAAAAAAAGAAAAGCACAUCCGAAGGUUUUCCAACAAAAUCGCACAUUUUCACCCAGAGUCAGAAAGAGUAAAUUUUGCAUCAAGACCACGAGGAGAUAUUUCUAUUUCUAUUCAAAUACUAUUUUGUAUUUUUUAUUUUUAUUUUUUUGUGAUACAUUUCGAACUACUUGUGUAUGCAUUCUUCAACCAUAUUAUAUAUUUGUUAAAACCAACCCAUAGGGCAAUAUAUUAUUCACUAACAUAAAUAAAUUACUUAUUAUUAAAUUCAUUGUUGUUGGAACUUUGCCGUCGCGUCGUUAGAAGUAAAUUACCAGCAUAUUACAAAUAAACAUUCUAUUCAAUAUCAUUGCAUUUAAAGUUCGCAUAUAAAUAAACUAAAAAACAUUGAAAAGUUA